AUGGCGCAGCUCAUCAAUCAUCCUCUGGCCACGGUCGCGUUGGUUCCUAAGGACGCCGCUCUCUUUGCUGCUGGCGCAAUCGCCGGAGCCGCCGCAAAGACCGUUAUCGCACCUCUGGACCGCGUCAAGAUCCUUAUGCAGGCCUUGACGUUGAUUGGGAAGGAAGAAGGAAUUAAAGGGUACUUGAAAGGGAAUCUGCCCCAGGUCAUACGAGUCAUACCUUAUAGUGUAGUACAACUGUUUGCUUAUGAGACCUACAAGACACUUUUUCAAGGAAAGGACGGGGAACUCUCUGUAAUUGCAAGAUUAACAGCAGGUGCAUGUGCUGGCAUGACUUCAACUCUUGUAAUGACAUACCCACUAGAUGUCCUCCGCUUAAGGUUGGCUGUUGAACGGGGAUAUAGAACAAUGACACAUGUUGCUGUAAGUAUGUUGAAAGAGGAAGGCCUUGGGCCAUUUUACAGUGGUCUAGGUCCUUCUCUUAUUGGAAUUGCGCCUUAUAUUGCGGUCAACUUUUGCAUCUUUGACUUAGUGAAAAAAUCUCUGCCAGAAAAGCAUCAAAAUCGGACACAAGCAACCUUGGGAACAACACUUAUAUUGGCUACUGUGGCCACACUAAUUUGCUACCCACUUGAUACUGUCAGGCGGCAAAUGCAAAUGAAGGGUACUCCGUAUGUGACAGUUUUGGAUGCCUUUUCUGGCAUAGUGGCUUGUGAUGGUUUGCCGGGACUGUACCGGGGUUUUGUGCCGAAUGCAUUGAAGAGUUUACCAAACAGCAGCAUAAGACUCACCACUUUUGAUGCUGUAAAGCGUCUGAUUGCUGCUGGGGAGGAAGAAUUCCAAAAAAUUACAGAGCAGAACCGAAAGAAACGAGAUCAAAGUGCUAGCAAGUAA
Striga hermonthica is the source of this 894-nucleotide messenger RNA. NCBI's taxonomy places the organism in Eukaryota, Viridiplantae, Streptophyta, Magnoliopsida, Lamiales, Orobanchaceae. The record is from the annotation of a GenBank genome assembly.